ACGGGUUCCGUAGAUAGCUAGUGUGCAGCUGACAAACGUGUUGUGGGGUACUUUCUAUGUCAGAACCAUUAGGUUAUGUCCUUCAUUAACCGUCAGCAUUAUUUUACUAACUAUGUAUUGGUAAAUACUACGUUAACAUCUCGUUUCUGUAAAUAGGGAUUUUUAUUCAGACAAACGACUUAAGUGAUAUGAUUCAACAACCGUUGGCCGGUUUUAAAUUCUAACCGGUAGUUGACCGGCACCAUGUUGAUCGAGUUUUCUCGAGUUAAAUCAUUUCGCCGGCUCUGUUCGGGGAUACUUUCAAGAUAUAAUAUAAUUAAAGAUGCCAGAAAAGUCGAGUCUGGCUCCUACAUUGUCAGUUGCUCUCCAGUAUCAGUGCUAUGGAUGCGUUCAAGUGAUGUCCGAAAUGUUACAACCUCCACAACACUGUCCUCCAAAGUCCGACAAAACCCGAAGAAGAGGGACAUGUCUGAAAAGAAGCUGACUCGUCACUUUGUGGACCAGCGGCGUGUGAAGCUGGUGGCUGGCUCAGGAGGUAAAGGUUCCUGCAGCUUUCACAGUGAGCCCCGCAAAGAGUGGGGUGGGCCCGAUGGAGGCAAUGGAGGUGAUGGAGGAAGUAUUAUCAUAAAAGCCGACCGGUUUGUCAAGUCACUGGCCCAAGUAGUUACUCUCUACAAGGGAGAGGAUGGCCAAUCAGGGGGCAGCAAAAACUGUUACGGUCGUAAUGGCAGCACAACCUACAUUUCUGUGCCGUUAGGAACUGUGGUGAAGGAGCAGGGCAAAACUUUAGCGGACCUGGCUGCGCAUGGUCAGGAGUUCUUGGCUGUAUUCGGAGGAGCUGGAGGGAAGGGAAAUCGAUUCUUUUUGUCAAAUGAGAACCGCGCCCCAAUGACAGCAACCCCAGGAACGGUAGGCCAGGAGCGGGUCCUUCAUCUGGAGCUGCGCACCAUGGCCCAUGCUGGACUGGUUGGCUUUCCAAAUGCUGGGAAAUCCUCCCUGUUGAGAGCCAUCUCCAACGCCCGGCCGGCUGUGGCUGCUUACCCUUUUACAACACUCAACCCACAUGUAGGAAUCGUCCAGUACAGGGAUCACCAACAAAUUGCAGUCGCUGACAUCCCCGGCAUCAUUCGAGGAGCCCAUCUAAAUCGGGGCUUGGGUAUCUCCUUCCUGCGUCACAUAGAACGCUGUCGUUUCCUCCUCUUUGUUCUGGACCUGUCGGCUCCAGAGCCUUGGACCCAGCUCCAACACUUGCGUUACGAACUGGACCAGUUUGAACCUGGUCUGUCUAAGCGGCCUCAGGCUAUUAUAGCCAACAAAAUGGACCUUUCCGAGGCUCAGGAGAGGCUAGAGACUCUAAAAAGCCACGUCACCCAGAGAGUCAUCCCAGUGUCUGCUCUCACUGGACAAAACACAGAGGAGCUCAUCCUCCACCUUAGAGAGUUAUAUGACGGCUACCUUCAAUGCGGUGGCAUUCAAGACAAAGACAUACCUAUUAAGAGUUAAAGAACAUGGUGUUAAACAUCCAUACAUAAUAUAAUUACCGUAUUUAAUAUGAUUAUAUACUGAAUACUAUUUAAGUGGUUUAAUAAAUACAUUAAAAAAGAAGGAUUUAGUAUUUUGUUAAUGAAAUAUUGCAGUGUCAUCUUUUAGUAAUAGUCCAUUUUCAGCUUUCUAUUUUAACAAAUAAUAACAAUAAAUAACAUAAUGUUAUGUUACUAAAAGAUGCAUUCAAAAA
This is a messenger RNA of Menidia menidia (Atlantic silverside), 1735 nucleotides long. The record is from the annotation of a GenBank genome assembly. NCBI's taxonomy places the organism in Eukaryota, Metazoa, Chordata, Actinopteri, Atheriniformes, Atherinopsidae.